Molecule: messenger RNA, 2318 nt
Organism: Haliotis rubra (blacklip abalone)
Lineage: Eukaryota; Metazoa; Mollusca; Gastropoda; Lepetellida; Haliotidae
Product: pyruvate dehydrogenase E1 component subunit alpha, mitochondrial-like
Biological process (GO): pyruvate decarboxylation to acetyl-CoA
Cellular component (GO): intracellular membrane-bounded organelle
Molecular function (GO): pyruvate dehydrogenase (acetyl-transferring) activity
Source: RefSeq, a predicted model, not a curated record
CUUUCGACCUUGAAACUCAAGGACGCUGUUGCCCAUCUGCACGGUUAUAUUUGUCACAAAUUACCGGUGAUAUCUCCAGAAAAUGAUAGCUUUAUCCACCAGACUUGCCAAAGCGGCAGGUGGUUCAAGAAAUUGGCUGUUUGGUGUACUUCGAGGCUCCAGUUAUGGCACCGCAUCCGAGGCUAACUUCCAGGUGGAGUCAUACAAGCUGCACAAACUGGAGCAAGGGCCAGCUACAUCUGUUACACUUUCCCGGGAGGACGGUCUCAAGAUGUACCGACAGAUGCAGACAGUUCGCAGAAUGGAGACAGUGGCUGGCAACCUGUACAAAUCUAAAAUCAUUCGAGGGUUUUGUCACCUCUACUCAGGCCAGGAAGCUGUUUGUGUGGGUAUGGAGAGUGCCAUUACCCGUGAUGACUCGGUGAUCACAGCCUACAGGGCUCAUGGCUGGACCUUCGUCAGGGGAGUCCCAGUGCAGGGUGUGCUGUCAGAGCUCACAGGUCGGGUCUCAGGCUGUGCCAAGGGCAAGGGUGGUUCUAUGCACAUGUCGGACAACUUCUAUGGUGGGAACGGCAUUGUAGGAGCUCAGGUACCCCUUGGGGCUGGUAUAGCGUUUGCUUCCAAGUACCGUGGUGACAACACUGUCUGUGUGGCUCUGUAUGGAGACGGUGCUGCCAAUCAAGGCCAGCUGUUCGAGACCUUCAAUAUAGCCAAGUUGUGGAAUCUGCCCUGCAUCUUUGUGUGUGAGAACAAUGGCUAUGGUAUGGGCACCAGUGUGGACAGGGCUUCGGCCAGCACUGCAUACUACACACGCGGAGACUAUGUGCCAGGAUUAUGGAUUGAUGGUAUGGAUGUCCUGGCUAUGAGGGAAGGAACAAGGUUUGCCAAGGAUUAUGCUUUGAAGAAUGGCCCCAUCCUGAUUGAAGCCGUCACCUAUAGAUACAGCGGCCAUAGUAUGAGUGACCCUGGUACCAGCUACCGUGACCGAUCAGAGAUCCAGGAGGUGAGAGAGAAGAGAGAUCCCAUUACAAACUUCAGGGAGAGACUGUUGUCUUCAGGUCUUGCUACAGAGGAAGAACUCAAGAAAAUGGACACUGAGGUGAGGAAGGAAGUAGAGUGCUUCACUUUUCUGCAGAGAAGGCCAAAAACAUUGUUGGAUCAGGAACUUCCCUUUGAGGAGCUGUACAAUAACAUCUACGUGAGCCCCAUCGAGGGCGUGAAGGUCCGUGGCUGUGACCCCACAAUCAUGGCCAACACCCGGUAGUAGGAAUGUGGCCCUCAUAUGUCUAUAGUGCUCACAUGGUGCAGUGAGUCUCUCUCUGUUUGAUAUGCUGGAAUUGUACAUUGGGUGGAUACUUGGCCCAACUACCCUGACAUCUGACUCAGAGAGUCUCACUCCUAACAAGUUGCCUCACACCGGGGGAUAUAGGAUUGAUAGUGUGAUCCAGGUAGUGACCUCGUAGUACUUGUUGGAGGUCUUACACCUGGGGAUAUAGGAUCUGUGCUUCAUUUUGUGACCUAUUCAAAGUCUACAAAAGUGAUGCCAUGUGAAAUAAAUACUCACUGGAACAACAAACUGGAUAUAUGUUUGGACUGUUGCCAUGGUUAUUGUAGUAGAUGUGUUUCUGUUGGAGAAUCUGAAGAUGUAGCUGGUAGUGUUCGGGGAUGGAAGUGUGACUUAGAAGGAGGCAAGGAUCAGAUUGUCCUGUGUGAAGGCCUUGAUGAGAGGAUAGAUUAAUUAUAUCUACUGGCAUGGGUGGGUGGAUGAGUUGGUCAUAUGGGGUUAUGGAUGGGGAUAUUUGGGGUUAAAGGUGGUUAAGGAUGUAUCAUUGGGAUGGUACAUGGGUGUAAUUCAAAGCAAUGACAAUGUGACUGGGAUAGACUGGAAUUUAUAUCAGGAAUAUUUUAGGGGAUACUAAUUGGCACCAUAUGAUGUAAUUUACUUUGUAAACAAUAUGAAUUGUUGUGUCAUUGUUUUGAAAUCUGAUGCAUUAGUAGUGCUAUUUCUGACGUACACAAGAGAACCUAAUUCUGUAUUACAGGACUAACACCUGCUACCCUUUACUAACACUUGUACCAUGGCACAAGUAAUAUGACCAGUGAAGACAGAUCUGCUGUGUAUGUCUAUAUCUGCGGAUGGUGACUAACAUCGCAAGAAGCCAUGUGCUCACCUGUCACUGUGUUGAUAGGAGUGGUCUGUUUCUGUCUGGAGACUCAUCAGACAACUACUAGCAACACUAAGUAUUAGGAUUCUGUAUAAGAUAACUACCACUGUGUAUGUGUUGCAGAAGUUUCAAAUAAAAUAUUUAUUAUGUGUU